AUGACAAACGACGGAAAUAAUUUAUUAAACGAGGAUUGUUUUCAUUAUAAAAGAAAAGUACCGGAGAAAAAAUAUAUAUACCUAGGUACGACGAUGUUUCCGUUAACGUUCAAAGAAUCAAGAAAAACAAAUAGCGAUUAUGAUGAUGUACCUGACUCACCACCGGAAAUAAGCUCAUCAAAAAUUGAUGAUUUAUUAGAAAUUGAAAAAAUGAUAAGCGGAUCGAAUAGGAAAGAAGUUUUUCCGCCACCGUCGUCAUCAUCCCAAUCGUCGUCGGUUCCACCUGUAAAAAGACAAGCGAAAAUUUCGUUUUUGGAUGGUUUACCAUUGCGUAAAAGAGGAAAAAAUCAACCGCGUUUUAAAAAUUAA
Molecule: messenger RNA, 369 nt
Organism: Pediculus humanus corporis (human body louse)
Lineage: Eukaryota; Metazoa; Arthropoda; Insecta; Psocodea; Pediculidae
Exons: 1
Coding region: 1-369 (122 amino acids)
Source: RefSeq, a predicted model, not a curated record